UCUGUGCCAAAUGUAAACCCUGAAUUACUUAUGCAUAAAUAUUUUAUCAAAAAUAACAUAACCUACUAAUUGGUUAUCUGAUAUUACAUCAAAUAAUUUUACAAAUUAACACACUAACAUUUUAUAAAAUGGGCUGUCAUGAUGAAUGUUAUUCUCGUAUGGUUGAAAAACCAUUAGUUAUUACUGCUGAGUUAGAACUUAUCAUGCAUGUAUUACAUAAAAAACUAAGUGUUAAUGAACAAGAACAGUUGUAUCCAUUUAUACCACUUCCUAUAAUUAAUAUUGAAAUUGUUACAAAAAUAAUUGAAAAAUAUGAUUCUAUAAAUGUAUGUUAUGGUGCUGCCCCUGUUUCAAAGUAUUCAGACAUAAAAACAUCAUUUGGAAGUCAGUAUGAAACUUAUCAUGGCUACUGGAAACAUACAAAUCGUCUUAAAAUAAUCAGUUCUCAAAGCACUAUAUCUUGUUUAUUAUGUCAAAGACUUUUAUAUUCACUCAAGAAAAAAAAAACUGAGAUUAUCUGCUGGAAAACCUGUUAGAUUGUUCUUUUCGCCAUCCAAAAGAGUUGGUUUAAAGAAUUUAAAGCAAUUAAAACAGAAAUUUUUGCAACAAGCUGCUUGGGCAAAAGUAAAAAUACAAAGUUUACAAUCUUAUUUGUUUGAAAUUAAACAAAAAAUGAAUACAAUUUCAAAUACUUCUCUUUCAACUUUAAUGAACAAUUCUGGAUUGUCUCAAAUGCAAUAUGAAUUAAUUGAACAAAUAUUUGUAGCAGCUAAGGUAAAAAAUCCAAAAAGUCGUCGGUAUACAGAAAAUUGGAUGUUAUUAUGACUUUUGUUUCAAAUUUGGUAAUUUACUUAAAUACUUUUCAAAUAAGUUUUCUUGAUUAAUGUUUAUAACUAAUAUUUGUUUUCAGUUCACCUGCUGAUUA
This is a messenger RNA of Rhopalosiphum padi (bird cherry-oat aphid), 925 nucleotides long. RefSeq lists its product as uncharacterized. The transcript has 3 exons. Bases 129 to 536 code for a protein of 135 amino acids. NCBI's taxonomy places the organism in Eukaryota, Metazoa, Arthropoda, Insecta, Hemiptera, Aphididae. The record is from RefSeq and is a predicted model, not a curated record.